CAUACCACCACUACCACGCCAGCGCGCUCACCUGGCCUCUUCUUCGUCAAGUCCGUCUUCCACGCCCGCUCAGGCGCUCACGAGGCCAGUCGCCGGCCCCGUUCAAGGUUCAACGCCCCCGCCGCCCCGCAACCGCAACCCACCUUAUACUCUUUGCCGACCCAGUUCCGCUCGCUCCGACCAACCUUCUCUCGCCUCCACCAGCUACACCUAGCUCGCUCGCUCGCCAUGGGGUGCGGCUUCUCCUCGCCGACCGGCUGCCGCGCGCUGCGCCCGUUCGCGGGGGUGCGCGUGAUCCACACCAACGGCUACGUGCAGGACUUCGACGGCAGCGACGGCGCGCCGGUCACCGUGGCGCGCGCCACCGCCUCCUGCGCCUCCUCCUCCGGCUCCAGCUACGUGCUCUGCUCCUCCGCGCACCUGCUGCAGCCGGGCCGCGCGCUCUUCCGCCCGGACGACGCGCUCCAGCCGGGCAGCGUCUACUUCCUGCUCCCGCACUCCGUCUUCCAGGCCGAGUCCUCCGCCGUCGACCUCGCCUGCCUCAUGAACCGCCUCACCGCGCUCGCGCGCAAGGGCGGCGGCUGCGCGCCCGCGCCCUGCCCCGUCGAGUCGCUCUUCGCCGGCCGACCCGAGGACCUGCAGCAGGCGCCGUCCAAGCCGCCCGCCGGCAAGUGCGGCGCCGCCACCAAGUCGCGGUCGUGGCGGCCGCAGCUCGACCGGAUCGACGAGUCCAUGGGCCGCUCCUCCAUGCGGAGCUCGGUGUCCACCUGCAGCGUCCGCAGCCAAGAUUAGGCUUUUCUUCCGCUAGCUUCUUCUUCUCCUUCUUUGUUGUUGCUGUUGUUCUUGUUGUUGUGGUUGUUGCUUUGUUCAUCCGUGGCAUGGAAAUUUAGUUGAGUUAGCUGGUUUCUCUGAGUGUCAUCAAGAAAAAAAUAGUCUAGAUUUGUUCUACCAUCUUGUUGUUGUUCAUGGUUGUUGUGACUUUGCUUGUAUAGUGGAAAUUUAGUUUUAGCUA
This is a messenger RNA of Lolium perenne, 1012 nucleotides long. RefSeq lists its product as uncharacterized. The record is from RefSeq and is a predicted model, not a curated record. NCBI's taxonomy places the organism in Eukaryota, Viridiplantae, Streptophyta, Magnoliopsida, Poales, Poaceae.